AUGGUCCAGACGAGAGCGGGCCGCGGUGCCUUGGACCAAAAUGUUAUCGACGUCGCGCCUUCGGCAAGGUUGACACGACGCCGUGCAGGUGUUGACGAGACGGCGGGGGGACGCGCACCGGCCAUCAACACCACCAUCAUCGCCGAGGCCGCAGGCGCAGGCGUGAGCGCAAAAUCCCGGCUGACUCGGGACAAGAGCAGAGCAGAGGUCCCUUCGAGCGUUACUGAAGAGGAAGUGGAAGAGGAAGAAGACGUAAAUGGAGAAGAAGAAAACGACGACGACGAAGAAGAAGAUGGGAGGGAAGCAGACGAAGGAAUCGAAGUCAGGAACGAGCCGCCGGCUCGUUUCAAUGCACAACAUCGUGUCCAGGGCAGCAUGAGUCCGCCGCCGAGUGAAAGUGAAAUGGGAUCGCAGAGCGUGGUGGGGGCUCAGAGUUAUAUGACGCCCAGAUUCGCCAAUGCGGAAUACACGCGGUAUUCAAGUCCGUUUGCACACCCCUCUUCUCAUCCUCACAUCACGAACGCUCAUGCUGUCUUAGGUGUCGCCCACCCACCAGACCCGGUGCCACAAGGCCACGACGAAGGCAAGAUGAAGCCGCAUGGCGUCCAAAAUCUUGCCGGCGCAGCAAUGACUGACCGAGUCUUAGAUGCAGUGCGUCUGCCAGGAAUAGAAGACGAUGGUGUCGACGACCCGUCCGAGAUGGGCGACAUGACGCGCCUGUCCCAAGAGGAGGUCAACGAGAGCCAGUACAGAGAGGAGGCGGAACUUAAGGAGAACGCCCUCGAUGCCCUUUGGCACACCUCCGAGGGGCUUGCGAAGCUGCUCCGGGAUCCGAAACCCAAAAAGCAGUCCUGGCACAGGCUGGUCGACGUGCUCCGCCGGAACUGGUUCAGCACCAGGGUCUUCUUCGCGGCCGAGGACAAGCUGUUUAUCGACCUGCCCCGGACCGUCCGGCACAUCAGCGAGGAGAAUGAGACCAAAGCGCGGGCCGUCAUCGUAGGGGCCAACGCAGCGGCGCUGUUGAACGCGCUGUUAGAGGCGGUGCUGGAUGGCCAGGAAGACGACCUCUUUGAAUUGCUCGAGCUAUUGGACGGAGGUUUUCCGAUACCAUUCUGUCCCAACGAUAACUGGGACCAUGACAUCGCCGAGAAGGACGUCGAGCUCGCGCUUGACAUCCGGACGCAGAGACUCGUCAACAGGCUGAAAAGCCAUCGAGACGAGCGGCAGAACCCCGCCGACGUGCUGGCGGAUCUCUUCUGCACCGCCGAGGCUUCGGACGAUGCCGAGGAAGCUCUGCAUAACGGACCCUACAAGGGUAUCGAGGGGCGCCUGGCAGACCGUUUUGGUGAGAGGGCCAGGGCGAUCCUUAAACUCGUCAACGGGAAGGACCUCGCAGAGGCCAUCCAGACCCUAGAGGAGAGGUUCCCUCUCGGAGGACCGCUCGACGGGCCCCAUCAACACCGCGACGUCGCGGAUGGUUUCGUCACCAAGAUCUCAGCAUGGUGCGGCAAGAUCAUUGACGAUAUCGAUCAGGGCUUGCGGGGUUUACCGUCACCGCCGAGGCAGUCUUCGCCAACGGAUUCCCUGGCCUCGUCUGCGGCGCAGGAAAUAGUCCGCAGAGACGUACACGAAGACAUACUCUCGCGGGCAAACGUGCACCUCCUCGCAACGCUCUCCCGACAAAGGCAGCUCUCGCAGGCGACACGCUCAUCCCCGGCCUCGACGAACCCGCGGCGAGGCACGACCCGUGAACCGACCGUCAAUGGCGGCGGCGGCGACGGCGAUCACGAAGACGACCGUCGCCGCGAAGCGUCUCUCGCGCCCACUGACAUUGAAGGUAUUCUUGCGGACCUCCCCAGCACCGCAAUCUCCCGCAACAACAACACCCAGUCCUCGUCCGCCGAGGCCGCUCGUAGAAGCAGCCCCGGCGCCCCCGCCCCCGACCCCGUCAACGCUCCCUUCGUCCGCUCCAGCUUCACCCCCGUCAACGGCGCCAAACGUGCACGCACCCAGGUCGACGACGCAGAGGACGACUUCGAACAAGAUGAUCGCGAGCCUGACCCACAACGCCGCGCCAGACUCGACCGCGACCGCCGCGACAUGCCGCCGCCCCCGUCCCGCCCGGAGAAGCGCGUCCGUCUGCCGUCCACCGCGCCGCUUCCGUCGUCCUCCGCAGGACACGCGGACCGCGCGCUGCACCAAAACGGCUCCGCGCCCCUCCUCCCGCCCGCGUCCUCGCGCGGCUCCCCCCCCAGCAGCACCAACAGCAGCGUCGGCUCGUUCCGCGAGCUCAGCGAGAUGAACCGCCGCGCCUCCUCCCGCGGCCCGCAGCAGCGCGUCCCCUGGUCUGAGCGCGACACCCGCCGUCUCAUCCGCCUCAUCGAGUACCACAACUGCCUGUGGGCGCGCAUCGCCAAGCGCCAACUCCCCGAGCACCGCCUCGACGACCCGGGGCCCGAGGUCCUGGAGGACUGCAUCUUCGACCACCCGCGCGACCAGCAGGCCAUCCGCGACAAGGCGCGGAACCUCAAGGUCGAUAUGCUAAAAGCCGACCUCAACCUCUACCCCGGCUUCGACGGCGUUGCCCUCGGCAAGAAGGAGCGCCAGGUUCUCAUUAGCCGCGGCAAGAACCCGGACCGCACCGAGGCCGACGUCGACGCGGACGGCAACCCGACUCACACCGAGUACGUGCCCCUCGGCGGCGACUACGAGGGUGACGAAGGGCAAGGAGAAGCGCUCGAUGCUUGA
Colletotrichum graminicola M1.001 is the source of this 2748-nucleotide messenger RNA. RefSeq lists its product as uncharacterized. Bases 1 to 2748 code for a protein of 915 amino acids. The record is from RefSeq and is a predicted model, not a curated record. The transcript is spliced from 4 exons. Lineage: Eukaryota; Fungi; Ascomycota; Sordariomycetes; Glomerellales; Glomerellaceae.